This is a messenger RNA of Ochlerotatus camptorhynchus, 2179 nucleotides long. Its product is annotated as facilitated trehalose transporter Tret1-like. Gene Ontology annotation, molecular function: transmembrane transporter activity. Gene Ontology annotation, biological process: transmembrane transport. The record is from RefSeq and is a predicted model, not a curated record. The transcript is spliced from 6 exons. Lineage: Eukaryota; Metazoa; Arthropoda; Insecta; Diptera; Culicidae. Gene Ontology annotation, cellular component: membrane. Bases 649 to 2148 code for a protein of 499 amino acids.
UCGGCGAGUUAUAACGCGUCUUACAGCCUACAGUGCCUUCCUAGAGUAAAGUUACCGCCGAAAACAAAACGCUUAGCAGAUAUUCGCGGCUAUACGGCUUAACAACGUGCUAAAAAUUUAAGUACCGCGCUUUUAGCACUCGAAAACUCGUUUUAGGCACGUGUGUGGAUUGAGCACGAUAACACAAAAGCACUUCAUAACCAAAGAAGGAAAGUGAUUACGAAGACCGGUGAAAGGAGUUGAUCAAAACAGAGGCGAAAAUUACCAGGUUUCUACGUAGCCGAACAUGUGAUUCAAAACACCAGGAAUUCAUCUGAUGCCGGUGUGUGGUGGCUGCUUUUCGACCUUUAAUGGAUUUACCAACGACUUAAUUGUGCUUCAUGAUCUAAGGUUUUAGCGUUUUGACAAGCUUAGGCUAGAUUGAUCGAAGAGGUGAAUUUUGAUCAUCACUGAAUAAAUUGGGAAAGUGAGAAACCGAAAACGAGUAGCAUAACAAGUGGAACGAGUGGAAAGUUUGGAUUUGACCGACAUGAAAUUUGCCAUGCUGCAGGUUAAUGCUGUGCAGAAGUGAUUCGCGUAAAGCUAUUCAUUGCGCAAGAAGAAUUCGCAUUCAAAACGUGAUAUUUCAAACAAACAUAGAGUGUCAUCAUGGAUACGGAGCCGGAGUGGAAGAUAACGAUGGCUGCCUUGAAACAGACCUUGCUGUCGUUGUCCGUUUCGCUGUCCUAUUUCUGCAUCGGCCUUGUUCGAGGCUACUCAGCCCCCGCCGUUCCAUCGAUGAACGAAAUCAAUCCAGGGCUGCUCCCCAGCAAAAACAUCGCCUCCUGGGUCAGCUCCAUCCCUCCCUUUGGAGCCCUCUUCGGCAGUCUGGUGGCAUUUCCGUUGAUGCACAAAAUCGGUCGAAAAUACACCGUGAUGCUGACGUCACCGGUGUGGGUGGCCGCAUGGAUUCUGAUAGCAACGGCUGAGGACUGGAGGGUGCUUCUGAUAGCGAGGAUGCUAUCCGGAUUCGGUGCAGGAUUAACACUGCCGUCAGCGCAGAUCUACGUGAGUGAGUGUAGCGAUCCGAAGAUUCGGGGAGUUAUUGGAUCGUUGCCUGCAUUGUCCAUGUCAGCAGGGAUAUUGGUGAUCUACGUGCUUGGAAAGUACGUCGUGUGGCGAACGCUGGCAUGGGUCUGCUGCGGUGUGGCAGUAUUCCUAUUCAUAGCUGUGAUAAGCUUUCCACAAUCCCCGGUCUGGUUGAAGACGAAGAAACGGUACGAAAAAGCUCAUAACUCGGCCAAAUGGCUGCACCUGCAGGGGUUUACCUUCGACCCGAGAGCUCAAGAAAUUCAGAAAGCAGUGAACAAUGGAACUACGGUGGAAAAGAAAGAGAAACCAUUCUCCAAAGACGCCUUGUACCGCAGAGAAGUCCUACUUCCUCUAGCCAUCGGUCUAGCACUGCUUUCGAUUCAACAGUUGAGUGGAAUAGAUGCUGUGAUCUUUUUUACGGUGGAGAUAUUCCGAUCAGCAGGAAGCUCUUUGGAUGGACACCUAGCUACCAUUAUCGUGGGAGCCGUUCAGGUACUUAGUAACUUCGCUGCACUGUUUGUGGUGGAUCGAGCUGGGCGAAAACCUCUGCUUAUCACUUCCGGAGUGAUUAUGUCCAUUGCCAUGGCUUCUAUGGGAGCGGCUUUCCAUCUGAAUUCGAUUGGAAACACAAACUUUGGGUACCUUCCGGUGGCGAGUCUGAUAGUUUUCAUGGUUGGCUUCUCCAUCGGAUUCGGUUGCAUUCCAUUCCUUUUGAUGGGUGAACUAUUUCCAACGGCUCAGCGAAGUUUGCUGAGUUCUCUGGCCGGAUCGUUCAAUCUGCUGGUGAUGUUCAUUGUGAUCAAAACCUACCAUCCCCUUGAAGAUAUCAUCACAACAUCGGGAACAUUCUGGAUGUACAGCAUUCUGUGCGCCGUCGGAGUGGUAUUUGUGAUAACCGUCGUUCCCGAAACGAAAGGACGAGAUUUGGAAAGCAUACACAAGUUGUUCGAAAAGAGCUCCCCGAAGAGUGACAGUGUGGAAGCCGGUUCAAAGCAGGGUCAUGACAACCCAGCCAUGAGUAGUGAGGACGAAAUAGUGCCAUACGGCGAAUUUAGGAAGGUAGAUACCAAAUUGUAAUGUGAUUAUUUAUUUUAGAAUAAAUCGAUGA